CAGACACCAAGACAACCAACGACGGGACACAACGACUACGAAACCGCACCGGCGACCAUCGUCCGUCCCACCGUCUGCAGUUGCAGUCAGCCACGGUGCUUACGGUCGAGCACGCGACAUUCCGGCUACGCGGGGGAUUCCCGGCGUUUCCCUUUGGGCUCUAGACGCGUUUUCACGUCGUUCACUAGCCUGUCGGCCGCGUCGGGGCACGUCAACGGUGAGUCACAGGUGCCACGCUGCGCAGGUUAAAUCCGACGCGAGAUCAGAGCCCCAAGGGGGGAAAAUAGAGCUAGACGCGACCGACCACGUUUCGCGAUCGUGCCUCGUGCCUUUUAGACGUCCAGGUGACAUCUCGCCCGAGUGAUACGAAGACAGUGAAGUUAUCCACCGGAAGAAGGGGGUUAUCGACGAGUGACAAGAGUCACCAAACAGAACCUCGUCGUCGAUCGCGACGGAAAUCGUCAACCACGGAUCGCUGGGGGAGAUCCAGCUGAAAAGAAUUGUUGGGAUUCCAAGAUCUCGUUUGGAUCGUCGAGAAGAGAGACAACUACGCUCGUGGAAGGAAAAGAUCGACGUUUCGUGGAAGGGAGCGCAGGGUGGAAGGCGCAGUGGUUCUUGCAUCAGAGAAGUCGAACAACGUUUACACGGUCGUGAAACGGUGACACGGAGGGGGUUUUACAUGCGUCAUCGUCGUGCGGGUACAAAUCGCACGCGACGAAUCGUUUCGACGGCAGUACACGUGCGUGACGACGCGCUCGAUCGGUCCUGCGGAACACGGGGCUUCGAUCCUCUUUCAAGGACGCACGGUGAUAAAUGUGGUGCCGAAGAUGACGCCCUCCACGUUCUCCAAAAUGGUCACCCGGCUCGUUCUGAUGGGCCUCGUCGUCGCGUGCAACGGUGUACCAGUGACAGAAGAGCCCGAUGAACCCACCACGUUGAAAGCUGUCGGUAGCAACGCGACGGUCAUCGUCGAUCCUGAGAUUCAGGGUCACUCGAUGGAUGACAUUCUGCCUGGAACGAAGGCACCACCGCCAACCCCGGUGACAUUUGUGGAUGCUCCAGUCCACACGGAAACGGAACUGGGUUCGUCGGUGCUGCUGGCGUGCAGAACCGCCAAUCCUGUGGCCGAGUGCCAAUGGUCCUGGCAGCCAUUGCCGCCCGUUCAUCUGCCGCUUCCGGAUAUCAGUGAAAGCCCAGCGACUUCGACGUCCACUACGGUAUCGGUGAUUCAGACGACAACCACGCCGACUACCAAUCCGCUGCCGGUACGACUAUUUCCUGCCUUCGGGAACAAUAGCAACGACUGUUCCGUAAGAUUCUCGAGUACGAAACACGAGCAGACCGGAUACUGGACCUGCGCCGCGAGAACCUCCACGAACGAUCCUUUCACCAGCACAGAACCUGCCAAGCUGAGUAUCGUCAAUGAGAAUAAGGGUGUCCUGGUAGCGUUUGCGAAAUACGAUAACGUCGUGGAGGUACCAGCAGGAUCCUCAGCGCAGAUAAUGUGCCAGAUGAGGUCACCUGUCCGCGAGUGUCAAUGGUCCUGGCGGCAGUUGAACCAAUCCCAGCCGUGGAACCUUGAGGUGAAGCGAUUCCCAGCUUUCGGCAACGACAGCACAGACUGCAGCAUCAAGUUCAAGAACGUAUUGCCAGAGCAGGAAGGUUACUGGACCUGCGGCGCCAGGAUCGAUCCGAACUCCUCGUUCACUCAGUCGAAUCCCAUUCGGUUUCUCAUAUCGGAAGUCGAAUUCGUACAGUUGUCCAGAGGUAUUCAAGUGGCGCCAGGUGAGUCCGUGCUGCUCAGGUGUCUGGCGAACAAGCCGGUGGUUCAGUGCGAGUGGUCUUGGAGGGCCUCGAACUCGAGCCAGGAGCCAUUGCUGGUGAAGAAGUUCGACCCGAACAAAGACGCCGACCACGACUGCUCGGUGAGAUUCAAGAAUAUCUUAUACGAGGAGGAAGGGCUCUGGACGUGCGGCGUUCGAUUGUCACCGGAAGGAAUCCUUCACGGGGCACCUCCUGCGACUGUUAGCCUCCUGCCCACAGCCAAAGUCAGCAUCGUUGAAAUGCCGACGGACACCUCCGCGGCGAUCGGUACGGAGGCCACGUUGAAAUGCGUAACGAGCAGCCGCGUCGAGAAAUGCGCGUGGAGCUGGAAACCGCUUCACGGAAACGAUCCAGAAGUCGUUGUUCAGGAAUUCCCGAGCAACGGCGACCUUGGGAGAGAUUGCUCGCUCACACUGUCGCGCGUGUCCACCGAAAAUCAGGGUCAGUGGGCCUGCCAGGUGUCGAUUAGCUCCCUCAACACGGUGCAGACCUCUCCCUACGUCAAGCUGACCGUCUUCGAACAAGACGAGGUGAAGUUCUCGGAGCUCUCGCAGGACAUCCAAAUCUCGUCCGGUGGGACCGUUCUUCUUCGGUGCGUGACGUCCUCGGCGGUGGAGCAGUGCCGAUGGUCGUUGACGCCCGUGAACUCGAACACCACGGUGGUGGUUAAGCAGUUCCCAGCAGCCGGAAGCGAAGCCAGGGACUGCAGCGUCAGACUGAGCCACGCUCUGGCCGAGCAGGAAGGACUCUGGACUUGCGGCGCCAGGAUACGCGGCAGACAGAACUACACGGACGCGCCGCCUGCGAAGCUGAGCCUCCUGGAACCAGAACCAGUGACUAUGGCACUAUGGGCUAUUCCCCAUCAAAUGGUCACGCUUGCGUGCAAAGUGGAAGGUGUGCUGUCGGAAGUGCAGUGCCACUGGAUCCAUGCGCCGAGGAUCCAUAUUUAUCAGAACAUGACCAACACCAAAAGGCACAGUAUACAGAUGGACUAUGGUACAGGGAUAUGUAAAUUGCAAUUCAAACCUGACCAUUCGGAUUUGGGCCAAUGGACGUGUAAAUUUACGACUGCUAACGAAUACGGUGACGAAGAAUUGGGAAGCGCCUCUCUAGUCCUAUUGAAUAGCUUAGCUGAUGAAAAGCUGGGGUGGAUAGUAGGCGCUUUGACUGCCAUGAUUUUGUUCCUGAUGAUUAUCGUGGUUGUUUUGGUAGUUUGCAAGGCACGCCUAUUUGUUAGGAAGUCAUCGCGAAUCCUGGAGACUGUGUCUCCGUCGGAAAAGAAACAAAAUAUACGACUAAACGGCGAACGGUAUUCCGAAGAUCAAAGAAAAACUGACAUACAAAUUCUAGCCCAAGAUAAUCAAAAUGUAUUGAACAUUGAUAACAUACUACCCAACAGAAGUCCACAUUUGUACGAACGGGUUGAGAAAUAUAGGAGAUCGUCGAAAGUGUACGAAAAUAUUCGAAUGUGAGAGGGCUCGAUCUUGUUUCGAACCCAAUUGUAUAAUAAAAUCAAAACUACUUUGUAAUGUAAAUAGAGUUUUAAACAAAUAUAUAUGUGACAUUUAUAA
Hylaeus volcanicus is the source of this 3395-nucleotide messenger RNA. RefSeq lists its product as uncharacterized. The record is from RefSeq and is a predicted model, not a curated record. The coding region runs from base 828 to 3296 and encodes 822 amino acids. Gene Ontology annotation, cellular component: cell-cell junction. Lineage: Eukaryota; Metazoa; Arthropoda; Insecta; Hymenoptera; Colletidae. The transcript is spliced from 11 exons. Gene Ontology annotation, biological process: cell-cell adhesion. Gene Ontology annotation, molecular function: cell adhesion molecule binding.